This is a messenger RNA of Necator americanus (New World hookworm), 1878 nucleotides long. RefSeq lists its product as uncharacterized. The transcript has 15 exons. Gene Ontology annotation, cellular component: endoplasmic reticulum membrane. The coding region runs from base 1 to 1878 and encodes 625 amino acids. Gene Ontology annotation, molecular function: iron ion binding; stearoyl-CoA 9-desaturase activity. Gene Ontology annotation, biological process: unsaturated fatty acid biosynthetic process; sensory perception of chemical stimulus. Lineage: Eukaryota; Metazoa; Nematoda; Chromadorea; Rhabditida; Ancylostomatidae. The record is from RefSeq and is a predicted model, not a curated record.
AUGACGAUCGCAGUUCGACGUGACGAGACAUGUGUUUGUCGAAAUAGUCUUCGUGUACUCUUCAGGCAUUUCAUUUACGAGGGUACGGGCUUCGGCAGGGUGCUGGACGACAACACAUUUCUGCAAUAUUUGGAAAACUUUCGUAAUGUGACAGUGAUUCUACUGCUAAUGCUAACGUUCAGCGGACAAUUUUCGGCGUCAUUAAAUUUUAUCGCUGCGGUAAUGGACUUCAUGAACAUGGACCAGAUGCGUGUACGCAAUGUGCUACUCAUCCAACGCUACACAGAAUCGAUGUUUUUCGUCGCUAAUUUGGCGACCUGCAUUGAACGAAGCGUAGCUGUUUUGGCAGUAUCUUCAUAUGAGAAAUAUAUUUCACGUUUCAUUUCAGUCUCCAUUGUGAUAGCUGUGGUUUUCACAUCAUCUGGUGCUGCUACAUUUCUUAUUGUGUUUAUGGAUAUGUACCAGGAUAGUACGCUAAAACUUGUGUACUACAUAUCCUAUUCACUUCUUUACUUUCUGAUUGCACUGUCUGUGCGAGUCUAUAGGAGCUGUUUUAGACGAGAAACAGAGGUUAUUUCCCUUCAAGAUAAGUUUCAACACAAAGAAAACUGCAGAUCAGCUCCGAUAUACACUUAUAUCGCAAUAAGUGAAGUUCUUGCAACAAUACUUAUAGUUGCUUUUGUUAUGCUUAUUGAUGAUGGUUUACGUAGAAGAGAUUUCAGAUUAGUUGGUUACGCAGUUCGUGCUAGUGAAAUCGUAUCUGCUAACCGCCUUCUCUGCAUCAACUUUGUUAUUUUUUAUAAUUGUUUCCUGUGGAUGCGUCAUCAAAGGCGAGCAGUUGUGGAUAAUACGGAUGCAAUGACGAUAAUUACUGCACAAUCGAGGAAACCACACACAGACAAGUUGAUCACCGAUCAAUUUCUGGCUGCCGAACUUGACGAGGUCGAAAAAUUACUCAAGGAAGGCGAGAAGAUCCCAUACGAGAUGGAAAUUCGUUGGAGAAAUGUAAUACUAUUUGCCGCACUGCACGUUGGAGCUCUGAUCGGAUUCUAUCAACUUCUUUUCGUUGCCAAAUGGCCAACGGUCUUCUGGUCAUUCUUCCUGCAUGUGGUAGGAGCGAUCGGUGUAACAGCUGGAGCUCAUCGUCUAUGGUCUCAUAGAGCCUAUAAGGCUAACCUUCCUUAUCGGAUUCUUCUGAUGAUUAUGGAUACUACGGCGUUCCAGAAUGACAUCAUUGAAUGGGCCAGAGAUCAUCGAUGCCAUCACAAAUGGACAGAUACCCACGCCGAUCCGCAUAACACCAAUCGAGGAUUUUUCUUCUCGCAUAUGGGCUGGCUACUAGUAAACAAGCAUCCGCAGAUCAAAGAACAAGGGAAGAAACUUGAUCUUUCGGAUUUGUACGCUGAUCCCGUACUGAUGUUCCAAAGAAGGUACUACCUCACAUUGGUUAUCUUAUUGUGUUUUCUUCUUCCAACAGCCGUUGCAGUUCGGUUUUGGGGUGAAUCGCCGUUCGUUGCAUUCUAUACUGCGGCGCUUUUCCGAUACUGCUUCCUUCUUCACUCUACAUGGUUCAUUAAUAGCGUUGCUCACAUGUUCGGCUACAAACCUUACGAUUCUCGUAUCACACCCGUUGAAUCGGUGUGGACAUCAGUUACAGCAGUCGGUGAAGGUGGACAUAAUUUCCACCACACCUUCCCACAGGACUAUCGUGCUUCUGAAUAUUCACUGAAGCUGAACUGGACGUGCAUUUUCAUCGACGCAUUUGCCGCCAUUGGUUGGGUGUACGACCGGAAAUCCGUCUCCGAAGAAUAUAUUCGACGACAGUGCUCGAAAUAUGGGGACCCGGAUAAGCGGAAUAAAUGGUCAUCUCAUUUUUGA